Sphaerulina musiva SO2202 is the source of this 1479-nucleotide messenger RNA. RefSeq names its product nicotinate phosphoribosyltransferase. Gene Ontology annotation, biological process: NAD+ biosynthetic process. Gene Ontology annotation, molecular function: nicotinate phosphoribosyltransferase activity. Bases 43 to 1257 code for a protein of 404 amino acids. The record is from RefSeq and is a predicted model, not a curated record. The transcript has a single exon. Lineage: Eukaryota; Fungi; Ascomycota; Dothideomycetes; Mycosphaerellales; Mycosphaerellaceae.
GAUGUCCUGGUCGAAUAUCGCUUCACGAAUCGCACGCCCCAUAUGCGCCUGUCGAGAGAGGCCUUCGAUUGGCUAUCGUUGCAGAUUGACAAGCUGGAGAAUGUGAAGGUCACCCACGACGAGCUCGAGUGGCUCCGGAAGACAUGCCCAUAUCUCACGGCGGAGUAUCUUGACUAUCUGCAGACAUUUACUCUGCGCCCGAAAGAGCAAGUCACGGCCAGCUUUACCCCUCUUGUCGAAAACAGCGAGACUCCUACAACCUUGGGCGAUGUGAGUCUCGCUGUGCAUGGAGGGUGGAAAGAGACUAUUCUGUACGAGAUUCCGCUGCUGGCCCUCACGUCCGAAGCAUACUUCAAGUUUGUCGAGCGUGACUGGACGCAUGAAGGGCAAAGAGAAAAGGCGAAACACAAGGGUUUGCAGCUACUUGAGGCGGGCUGUGUGUUCAGCGAGUUUGGGAGUCGGCGACGCAGAGACUACAAGACACAUGAUCUGGUAAUUCAAGGACUUCUGGAGGCCAAGAAGGAGUCUCAUGGCAAGGAAUGGAAGGGUGCCCUCACUGGCACGUCAAAUGUUCACCUUGCUAUGCGGUACGGCCUGAACCCGAUCGGGACGGUUGCGCAUGAGUGGUUCAUGGGCAUUGCAGCUGUGACUCAAGAUUAUGCAAACGCGAAUGAGCACGCACUCCAAUAUUGGACAGGUACUUUUGGCCGCGGCGUGCUGAGCAUUGCCCUGACGGACACUUUUGGAACUCCCGCCUUCCUAAAAGCUUUUUCGAAGCCGGCGCCGACCAGUGGUCACAUAUCUGACGCGACAAGGGGUAACCCUACAUAUGCUGAGAUCUUUACUGGAGUGAGACAGGACUCUGGAGAUCCUCUAAAAUUCAUCGAAAUGAUGCGCACGUUCUAUGAUAGUCAAGGCAUCAAGGAUAAGAAGACGAUUGUUUUCUCGGACAGCUUGAAUGUUGAGAGAGCUAUUGAGUACAAGCAGGCCACCGAAAAGGCUGGCCUCACUGCAUCGUUCGGAGUCGGCACGUUUUUCACGAACGACUUUUGGAAUCCCAGGACUAACGAGAAGAGUGUACCCCUUAACAUUGUGAUCAAAGUCAGCAAGGCUGGCGGCAACAAUGCAAUCAAGUUAUCAGAUGAUGUUGGCAAGAACAUGGGCGAUGACAAAUUAGUGAAGCUGGUCAAGGAACAAGUAGGAUAUGCAGACAAGUCAUGGGCGGAUGGCGACGAGGCACAUCGCUGGGAUAAGUAAAAGUCUACGUCUUGCAUGACAGAAAAGUCGCUGGCGCAGGUCCAGAUCGGAGCGGAGAACGACCCCAGCUUGACCUUGACAGUCAUGGUGUCUUCUGGAUUUGAACCUGCGUGGUGCCGGCCUAAGUGAAUAGAAAGACGAGCCCGAACAAGGAAGCGGAAAGAAAGAAAAAUCACCAAGUGUGAUGUGAACUGAGCAAUCAUAGAAUAGACGAGAUACCCC